This is a messenger RNA of Sardina pilchardus (European sardine), 7509 nucleotides long. RefSeq names its product dedicator of cytokinesis 5 (gene dock5). NCBI's taxonomy places the organism in Eukaryota, Metazoa, Chordata, Actinopteri, Clupeiformes, Clupeidae. The record is from RefSeq and is a predicted model, not a curated record. Gene Ontology annotation, cellular component: cytoplasm; plasma membrane. The transcript has 51 exons. Gene Ontology annotation, molecular function: guanyl-nucleotide exchange factor activity; small GTPase binding. Bases 99 to 5684 code for a protein of 1861 amino acids. Gene Ontology annotation, biological process: small GTPase-mediated signal transduction; myoblast fusion; cell migration.
CAGCACCGGAACUGUGAUGUCCAGGACGGAGUACUGUACCUCCCGCCCCUGGUGUUUAUGUAUAUAUUUAUUUAUUUAUCGCCCGAAUAACCAACGCAAUGAGUCGCUGGAUUCCUACGAAAAAGGAGAAAUACGGUGUUGCCAUCUAUAACUAUGAAGCGGUGGGCGAGCAGGAGCUCAGUCUGCGGGUGGGGGACACCGUGCACAUACUGGAGAUGUUUGAAGGAUGGUACAGAGGACACACACUGCGGCAGAAAUCUCAGAAGGGCAUUUUCCCAACUUCAUACAUUCACCUGAAAGAGGCCAAGGUUGAGGGCAGCGGCGCUGAGGAGACGGUCAUCCCCACUGACCUGCCGCUGGUUCAGGAGCUGGCAGCUACGCUGCGAGAAUGGGCACAGAUAUGGCACCAGCUAUACGUGAGCAACAAGAAUGUGCUGUUCAGGAGCGUGCAACAGAUGGCCUACAGCCUGAUGGAGUACCGCUCGCAGAUCGUCUCCGGGACGCUGCCCAAGGACGACCUCGUGGAGCUCAAGAAGAAGGUCACCGCCAAGAUCGACUACGGCAACCGGAUCCUGGGUUUGGACCUAGUGGUUCGGGACGAGUCCGGAAACACGUUGGACCCCGACUGCACCAGCACCGUGAGCCUGUUCCGGGCCCACGAGUCGGCCUCGGCGAGCAUCAACGAGCGCAUCCAGGAGGAGAAGAGUCGAUUGCAGAACCUGGAGAUGCGACGUCAGUCUCUCUUCAGCACUGUACACACCUACAGCCUCCUGAUGAACCUCAAGAACUUCGUCUGCAACAUUGGCGAGGACGCAGAGUUGCUCAUGUCAAUCUACGACCCUGACCAAUCAGAGGUCAUCAGUGAGAACUUCCUAGUGCGCUGGGAUAGUACAGGCAUGCCCAAAGAGAUUGAGAAACUCAACAACCUGCCAGCUCUCUUCACUGACCUGAGCAGCAGUGACCUGAUCCGUCCGCGUCUAUUCCUGGUGUGCCAGAUCAUCAGGGUGGGCUCCAUGGAGCUCAAAGAGGGCAGGAAGCACACGGGAGGGUUAAGGAGGCCCUUUGGGGUGGCAGUGAUGGACAUCACGGAUAUCGCUCACGGGAAAGCUGAUGAUGAGGACAAACAGCACUUUAUCCCCUUCCAACAAAUCGCCAUGGAAACUUACAUCCGUCAGAGGCAGCUGAUCAUGUCUCCUUUGAUUCCGUCGAAGAUCAUUGGGGAGAACGAGCCCCUCACGGCCAUCUUCAACAAGGUCAUUGCUAACCGCGAGGUCAACCAUAAAGGCCAAGGGCUGUUUGUGACUCUGAAGCUGUUGCCGGGAGACCUGGUGCAGGUACGGAAGGACUAUUCUCACUUUGUGGACCGGUCGACGGCCGUCGUCAGGAAGAUGGGCUUUCCAGAGAUCAUACUUCCAGGGUACGUGAGGAAUGACAUCUAUGUGACGCUGAUUCAGGGGGAGUUUGACCGGGGCAAAAAGAAGACGCCCAAGAACGUGGAAGUGCUGCUGAGUGUCCAUGAUGAAAAUGGAACCCCAGUGGAGAAAGCCCUAUUCCCUGGAGCUGGCUAUGAUGGCAUCACGGAGUACAAGUCUGUCAUCUACUACCAGGUCAAGCAGCCCUGCUGGAACGAGACGGUCAAGGUAGCGAUUCCCAUAGAGGAUGUGUGUCGAUGUCACCUGAGGUUUAUGUUCAGGCACCGUUCAUCUCAAGACUCCCGGGACAAGUCCGAGAAGCCCUUCGGCAUGGCUUACGUCAAGCUGAUGAGGACCGACGGCACCACCCUACGGGAUGGCAGACACGACCUCAUCGUCUACAAGGUGGAGAAGAAGGCGGAGGAGGCGGGCACCUACCUGACGCUGCCCGGGUCCUGGGGGGAGGUGGAGGAGCGGGAGCGGCAGACGGGCAAGUCCUUCCACCCCUCCGGCGCCAUCCCCGUCACCAAGGACAGCUUCCAGAUCGCCACCCUCACCUGCUCCACCAAGCUCACCCAGAACGUGGAUCUGUUGGGGUUGUUGAACUGGAGGUCUAACCCCGAGGAGCUGGAGCAGAACCUUCAGAGGCUCAUGGAAGUGGAGGGGGGAGAAAUUGUCAAGUUCCUGCAGGACACCCUGGAUGCUGUCUUCAACAUCAUGAUGGACAUGUGUCAGAAGGACACCUAUGACACACUGGUGUUCAACGCUCUGGUGUUCAUCAUCUCUUUGAUUGGAGACAUCAAGUUCCAGCAUUUCAACCCCGUUCUGGAGACCUACAUCAACAAGCACUUCAGCGCCACCCUGGCCUACGUGAAGCUAACCAAAGUGCUGAAUCAUUACGUGGCGAAUGCGGAGGACCCCAAGCUGACCGAGAGGCUGUAUGCGGCGCUCAAGGCCUUUAAGUACCUCUUCAGGUUCAUCGUCCAGUCACGCGUCCUCCACCUCAGGUUUGAUGGCAACCGAGAGGAUGGCGAUGCUUUCUUCAACUCCAUCCGAACGCUCUUCCUGUCCAUCAAUGCCCUGAUGGACAGACCCCUUGACGAGGGAGUGAAGAUAAAGGGUGCGAUCCUGAAGUACCUUCCCACAAUCAUCAACGACCUGCAGCACGUCUUUGAUCCGGUUGAACUCAGUGUCCACCUGACCAAGUUCAUCGAGAGCAUCCCUGACUCUUACAUGGUGCGGCAGAAGAUUGGCUGCAUGUGCAAGAUAGUAGAGAGCGACCUCUUCAAGCAGGCUGAUUGCAGAGAUGUCCUCUUGCCUCUGCUGACGGAUCAGCUGAGUGGGCAGCUUGACGACCACUCCAGUAAGCCGGACUACGAGGCCUGCAUCCAGCUCCUCAGCACCAUGCUGGACAUGCUCGACCGCAAGGACGUGGGCCCGACAGGGGAACACAUCCGGAUCAUCAUGGAGCGACUUUUACGCAGAGUCAACCGAACUGUCAUAAACAUGAAUGAGAGCUCUCCACUCAUUGGUCACUACCUGGCCUGCAUGACUGCAAUCCUGAAGCAGAUGGACGACCUGCACUACGCCCACUACAUCAACACCUUCAAGACCCUGCAGGACCUCAUUGACUUCCUGAUGGAGACCUUCAUCAUGUUUAAGGACCUGAUGGGGAAGGUGUUUCCGGCGGACUGGAUGCUGAUGAACCUGCUGCAGAUGCAGGUGUUCCUGCGGGCCACCAACCUGUACUCCGACGUGCUCAACGCACGCUUCCUCGACCCCGCACACUUCCAUCAACAGCUCUGGGAUAACUAUUUUCAUCUGACGGUGGGCUUCCUGACCCAUUCGUCUCUUCAGCUGGAGAGCUUCUCUCUGGAGAAGCGUACCAAAAUCUUCAACAGAUAUGGCGACAUGAGGAAGAACCUUGGUUUCAAGAUGAGAGACAUGUGGUACAAUCUGGGCCCCCAUAAGAUGAAGUUCAUCCCGUCCAUGGUGGGGCCCAUCCUGGAGGUGACGCUGAUCCCAGAGCCCGAGCUGCGCAAGGAGUCCAUCCCCAUCUUCUUCGACAUGAUGCAGUGCGAGUACAACUUCAGCCCCAGCCGCACAUUCCAAUCGUUUGAGCAUGAGCUCAUCACUAAGCUGGACCAGGCUGUGGAAGGAGGGCGUGGUGAUGAGCAGUAUAAGGUCCUCCUGGAAAAAACGCUGCUAGAGCACUGCAGACGGCACCGGUACCUGGCGCAGCCUGGAGAGGAGUUGGCUCUGCUGCUCAGCAGCCUGCUGGAGAACCUGCUGGCCUACCGGACCAUCACACACGACGAGAGCCCAGAACUACGCAUGGGCUGCACCGUCAACGUGCUGAACUUCUACAAGGAGGAGAAAAGAGAAGACAUCUAUAUCCGGUACCUGUAUAAACUGCGGGAUCUCCAACUGGACUGUGAGAACUACACAGAGGCUGCGUACACACUCUUACUGCAUGCAGAACUCUUGGAGUGGUGUGACCGGCCCUGCGCCCCCCACCUGAUCCCACGAGCGGGCUCCCACGAGUGGACCCAACAGGAGCUGAAGGAGCGCCUCUUCCACGAGAUCAUGUGCUACCUUGACAAGGGCAAAAUGUGGGAAAAGGCCAUUGAGAUGGGCAAACAGCUGGCCAAGAUGCACGAGAACCAGAUGUUUGACUUCAUGGAGCUGAGCCAACUCCUUAAACAGCAAGCUCAGUACUAUGAGAACAUCAUGCACGCCAUGCGUCCCCAGCCGGAGUACUUUGCUGUGGGCUACUACGGCCUCGGGUUCCCCACGUUCCUCAGGAAUAAGAUGUUCAUCUACCGUGGGAAGGAGUAUGAGUGGUUAGAGGACUUCAGCCUGAAGCUGCUGUCCCAGUUCCCCAACGCAGCCAGGAUGACCAGCACAUCGCCCCCUGGUGAUGACAUCUGCAACUCACAGGGCCAGCACAUCCAGUGUUUCACCGUCAAGCCGGUUCUCACCUUGCCCCAGCAGUUCAAGGACAAGGGAGUUCCUGAACAGAUCCUCAACUACUACCGGACCAAUGAGGUGGAUCAGUUCCAGUACUCCAGGCCAUUCAGGAAAGGGGAGAAGGAUCCAGACAACGAGUUCGCUACCAUGUGGAUUGAGAGAACCACGUUCAUCACGGCCUACAAGUUCCCUGGGAUUCUGAAGUGGUUCGAAGUGAAGUCCAUCUCUGUGGAGGAGAUCAGUCCCCUGGAGAACGCCAUAGAGACGAUGGAGCUGGCCAAUGAGAAGCUGAGUAACCUGGUGCAGCAGCAGGCCUGUGACCGCACGCUGGCCGUCCACCCGCUCUCCAUGAUGCUCAACGGCAUCGUCGACCCCGCCGUGCAGGGAGGCUUCGCCAACUACGAGAAGGCUUUCUUCAUAGAGAAGUACAUGCAGGAGCAUCCAGACCACCUGGAGCGCAUCGACGUACUCAAGCAUCUCAUUGCUUUGCAGAUUCCUCUGCUGGACGACGGGAUCCGUAUCCAUGGCGAGAAGGCCACGGAGCAGCUGAAGCCACUGCACAACCGCAUCGUCAGCUGCUUCAAGGACCUCCGCGCCAAGGUGGAGAAGGACUACGGGGUCAUCACUCUGCCCUGCUCUCUGACCCAGAAGAAGAAGAGUCGCGUGGGCUCGGUGGUGAUGCCCUACAUCAUGUCCUCUACGCUGCGCCGCAUGUCCACCAUCUCCACCCUAAGCUCCGCCUCCUCCGGCCUCUCCAGCGGAUCCGCCUCCUCAGAGGGACCGCCCUCACGCCCCCCCUCCCAGGACUCCAUGCUGUCUAGCGGAGCUGAGCGUCGGGCGUCGGUUCUGCCUCGUGUGGACGACGACUCGCGCAUCAGCAGGAAGAACAGGAAGGACUGGAACAUCAGCAAGUCCCAGGUGUUGCUGGAGCGCAACGACGCAGACCAGACUCUUCCGGAGAGGCAGCAGAGGCCUAAGAGUCUGCAGCUGGGGGAUCGGAGGCUCACACUGUCACUGUUCCAGGGAGACUCCCCCCAACUCAACACCCUGAGCCCCCUACCGCCCUCUCCAUUCACACCACGCAGCUCCAGCUACACCUGGCUGCCAGAGGAUGGCGCUAUUUCUGCACCCAGUCCAAGCACACCGCCUCCCAUGCCCCCCAAGAAGCACCCCCACGAAUCCGACUUCCCCCUCAACACUGCAGAGUUUACUCCUCCACUACCGACGAAGGUUGACGGCAAACCCCCUCCUCCUCCUCCCAAAACCCGCAAGUCCAUGUUCCCCUCUGAGCACGGCCUCUAGUGAUCUGCCCCCUGCUGCCCUGGAGGCCUCACUGCACCUGUCCUGCACCUGAUCCUGGGCUCUCAGUUCUUCCAGCCUCCCCACACCACUCACUGGGCCUCUGCAGCCUCUGCCCCAACACCGGGGCACUUUGGACUAUUCUGCCCAGAUACUGGGGCACUUUGGACCAUUCUCCCCCUACACAGGGGCACUUUGGGCCAUUCUGCCCCCAAAACCGGAGCUGUUGGAACCGUUCUGUUUCCACAGCAGGGCAUUUUGGACACUUCUUCUACCCGACUAGGGCAGUUUGGACACCUCUCCCCAUGUGUGACAGAAGGGCAGACUGAAUGUUAGUGUGUACUUGUGUGUGUGCGCAAUGGCAUCAAUGCACAGGGUGCGUGUGAGUGUGUGUUUUAGAGUGUGUGAGAGUGUGUGUGUGUGUGAGAGAGAGACAGAGACAGAAAGACAGACAGACAGACAAUGCCUUACUGAGCUCUAGGGGUCGGAAAGCUUAUUAGAAUUAUUCAGGAGAUUUUCUACUUUGAUGAUUUGAUUUUGUAAUCAGAAAUGGUUUUGUAUAUGUUAUUGUACUACUGUGUGUGUGUGUGUGUGUGUGUGUGUGUGUGUGUGUGUGUGUGUGUGUGUGUGUGUGUGUGUGCGUGUGUGUGUGUGUGCGUGCGCGUGUUGCUUCUCCACUGGACACCUGCUAACUUUUAGGCUUUUAAGGGAAAAUUAAUUUACUUGAAAAGGGGACACGGCCAUCCAGCAUUCUGAUGAACUUUUGAUUCCAAUGAACUUCCUGUGGCACUUUAGCUCCACCUGGGCUCCAGCGGGAAGCCUUCCUCUCCACACACACACACACUCCUCCCGGAACUACACACACACACACACACACAUAUACUCCUCAGAGGACUACACACAGACAUAUUUACUCACUGCCCCCAGGAUUCCACACACACACAGACACACUCCUCCGAGAAUUCCAUAAACACACACACACACACUCAUCUGAGGAUUCCACACACACACACACACACAUACACUCAUCCGAAGACUACACUCUCUCUCCUGGAGACUCAAACAAAACACACUCACCUCUUGGGUCUACACACAUACACACACUCCUCUGAGGACUUGUAAUACACACACACACACACACACACACACUUUGUCUCUCUAGGCCAGCAUGAGGAGUGCACAGUGGGCUGUGGUGUGUUAAGUGCCUUUGGGUCUCCCUCCUCCUUCUGCAUCUGACUGAAUCAGCACUGGAAUCUCUCUCUGGCCACAUUGCUCCUCCCCGCAGCGUUUGAGCAGCAAACAGACCAAGCUAUGCGCUUUGCAAUAUAGAUGUUUAUAUUUUUCUCACAGUGCGCAUUUCAGGUACUCUACUGCUGCCCUACGCUUCAUCAGCCAGGGUCACCUAACGCUGAAGAGCCUCAGUCAUUCCUUAUGAAUUGUAUUCUGACCUUGUCCUUCCAUUUCCAAGCAGGUUCCAAUGGCACAAAGCAUGAUUUCAGGAUUGUCGGGAUGCAGAUUGAGUAUUUUAUGCCUUAAGAGCGUAAAUAGACUUGUUCUAACGAACAUAUUGAAGACACCAGUUGUACGUGUGUUCCUUAAACGCAAAACCAGCUUAUGGUGUAACAGGUAAUAUUAGGGAAACUAGCCUGAUGGUGUGAAAGUAAUAUUUGGGAAACUUGCCUGAUGGUGUUUUUUAUUUUCUUCUUUGUGAUACUGUAUGAGCACAAACGAGCAAGAUUAUUUCAAACUGAAUAUUUUUGUAAACAAAAAUGUUUAACCAAACAGUUGCAAAUUAAAGUUGUGUCUAAUUGAGACAUGCAAAUGUUCA